AUGGCCUCAGUCCGGCUGCGCGACCAGACGCCGCGUCUCCUGCAGCAGCAGCAGCAGCAGUUGCAGCAGCAGCAGCAGUUGCAGCAGCAGUUGCAGCAGCAGCAACAGCAGCAGCAGCAGGUGCAGCAGUAG
Eimeria necatrix is the source of this 132-nucleotide messenger RNA. RefSeq lists its product as hypothetical. The record is from RefSeq and is a predicted model, not a curated record. The coding region runs from base 1 to 132 and encodes 43 amino acids. The transcript has a single exon. Lineage: Eukaryota; Apicomplexa; Conoidasida; Eucoccidiorida; Eimeriidae.